Messenger RNA from Cryptomeria japonica (Japanese cedar), 1062 nucleotides. Its product is annotated as replication protein A 70 kDa DNA-binding subunit A-like. The transcript is spliced from 4 exons. The coding region runs from base 1 to 1062 and encodes 353 amino acids. The record is from RefSeq and is a predicted model, not a curated record. Lineage: Eukaryota; Viridiplantae; Streptophyta; Pinopsida; Cupressales; Cupressaceae.
AUGGAUGUGCUAACCGGAAACGCUAUCCAGCUUAUCUACGAUGGGUCCGUCCUUGUGGCUCCAUGUCUCCAAAUAUUUGCUAUAUCUAACUUUGGGGAUGGACCUGAGCAUGGCAAUCGUUAUAGAGUUGAUCUUUCAGAUGGCGUUCACAAACAAAAGGCAUCCUUGCCAAAAAAGUGGAUUGUUAUUCUGGACUUAGAGAUUAUAUGUACAACACAUGCUAUAGUUGGAGAACCAAUGUUCCUUUGUGUAAAACAGGAAGACACUGUAGUACAAACUAUGCCUCCUCUAUGUGAUGCAAGUGCCGAGCCAAGCACAUCCACAAAAUGUCAGGGUUCCGGGCGACAGAGAUCAUUGUUUGGGGGCCGUGUCCUAGCGAAGGACAUCUAUCACUAUAAUACAACAAAAGCAAGUGGUGAUGUUUUUAGCUUUGACAUUGUAGACAGAGAAGGUACUGAAUCACGUGUUACGUGUUUCAAUGAACUUGCAAAAACCCAUUAUGAUAACAUCCAAGUUGGAGUGACAUACACAUUAUCUGGGGGAGCAAUCAAGCCAGCCAAUAAAAUUUACAACAAACUCAUCAGUGGACUAGAAAUAAACUUGGUAGAUGAUUCAAUGGUUACUGCCUGCAAUGAUGACUCUUCUAUACCCAAGCACAGAUACGCCUUCACAACUCUUGAUCAAGUGGCUACCAUAAAUAACAACUCAACCAUUGACGUUAUUGGAAUUGUCAUUCGUGUUGAUCCCACCUCAACAAUAUGCAAAAGAGAUGGUACAGAGGUUCCUAGGCGUACCAUUAAGUUAGUCGACAUGACUCGAACAACCAUCGAUGUUACACUAUGGGGCGCAAUGGUAGAAAAGGAAGGUACUGAACUUGAGCGAAGGCAUUAUUUACAAGAAACAACUACUCUUGCUAUCAAGAAUGGUCGUGUAUGUGAAUUCAAUGGAAAGUAUGAGAUUCAGGCAUCUGUAGAUGUCAAGGUAUAUCCCUUGCCUUCUAGAUAUGCCUUCCAUCUGCAGUGUACAUCUGUUACUGGGUCCAAGUUGUGUGUUGGUCUCUAA